Messenger RNA from Pleuronectes platessa (European plaice), 3623 nucleotides. It is a transcript of the gene mtfp1, whose product is annotated as mitochondrial fission process 1. The record is from RefSeq and is a predicted model, not a curated record. Bases 86 to 583 code for a protein of 165 amino acids. NCBI's taxonomy places the organism in Eukaryota, Metazoa, Chordata, Actinopteri, Pleuronectiformes, Pleuronectidae. Gene Ontology annotation, biological process: mitochondrial fission. Gene Ontology annotation, cellular component: mitochondrion. The transcript is spliced from 4 exons.
UUUUCCUGCUCUGACACUCCACUACCUACGGGAAGUAAGCAGUAGUAGUGCCGAACUAGAGGGGAUGGAGUAAAAGCAAAUAAACAUGGAUCCCGCAGAAGAAAAGACGAGCAAAGCGGUCGAUAUCUACCGCGACACAUGGGUCCGCUUCCUCGGUUAUGCCAAUGAGGUUGGGGAGGCCUUUCGGGCCCUGGUGCCAGUGAGUGUGGUGCGGGGCACCUAUGCUGUGGCCACUGUGUACGUUACUGCUGAUGCUGUGGACAAAGGGAAGAAAGCAGCUCUGGCCCACGGGGAGAACCCAGGGAAGACGACACGGAUAGCCGCAGCGGUGGUGGACACGUUUGUGUGGCAGGCCCUCGCCUCUGUGAUCAUCCCGGGCUUCACCAUUAACCGCGUGUGUGCCACGUCGCUCUACGUGCUGGGCAGAACCACCAAGUUGCCUCUGUCAGUCCGCAAGUGGACCACCACAGCUAUCGGCCUCUCCACCAUCCCCUUCAUCAUCACUCCCAUAGACAGGUCAGUGGAUUUCCUGCUGGAUGCCAGCCUCCGGAAAGUCUACAAUGCGGGAGAGAAACACGAAUGAGGAAGGAACCUCGCUGGAGACACUGUCCCCUUCCUGAGCGGAGACCGGUCCAGUGUUCACACAGACCUGUUCUGAUUAUCCACCGCUGUGAAGAUGUGUACAGAAGGAUUUCAUGGAGGGAGAUUUCACAGUUAGUCAAAGACAUAAAAUAAAUAUAUUUCUGAAUUAUAUUAAAAAAGUUGUAGCAGUUUAGUUGUUAAAAGUGAAAUCCUGCUUUGUGAAAUGUCCUUCAAGGGAUCCUUAACUUCAACCUCUCAGGGCAAUCUGGGUAGCAACACCUAAAAAAAGUUUUAAAAGGAAUGUACAAAUAAAAAAAUGAAUUAUUAUUCUGCUUGACAGAGGAAAGAGAGGAACUGCUUAUAUGAACAUUCUUCAGCAGUGUUACAGUGUACCGUUAUAUUCCUAUCAUCGUGAAAACUGCCUCCGGGGUUGCCCUCAGCUGUUUCUCUGCCUGGCAGAGCCUCACCUCAUGAGAUUAAUUACAAACCAGCCAUAUUCAGUGAUACUGUAAACAACCGGCCAAACAGCCAGUUAGCAAUGAUGUCCCUCUAUAUCCUCUCCCAGUAUAACCUUGUCACAGUUUAUUUUUCUUCUUUGUGUUUUUUGGAAUUGUUGUUUUUCCGAUGCACUUUUCCAUUGUUUGAUUCUACCACAUUGUUGGUCACAGGAGCCAAGAUUUGCACUGGGAACAUUGUUUUACACCAUGAUUACGGUCCAUAUGAUUCUAUAUAUAGUAGAAUAGUGCAAUAUAUGGUUAUAUUAAGGUAAGAAUACUUACCAUCAGGUAGUAAUGAUGAAACCAUUCAUUUAGAAAGUUUGUUAUCGGAUUCUCCUGGUGUAUUGAUACUGUGACAUGUUAUUGUGUGAAAACAGUAGUAAUCACAGAUUGGUUUAUGUUAGAUUUACUCUGACAUGCACCAUGACACAGUUUGGGCCAGCUGGCUGCAGAUUAUUGUUAGACAAUAUGGUGUUGAGUACACAGUUGGGAUUAAUUACAUCAGAGAAAAAGAUUAAAUCUAGGGUUGGUAAUUCUUGAAAUACUCGCAAAAGAGCAGGCCACACAAAAUUGAACCGAUACACCCCAGCCGCUCUAAUCGGCCUUCUCGUCAAAGGUAACCCCCCCCCCCAAAAAAAAAAAACACAUGGAAGCUCACUGCCUGACGACUGCUGGAAGACAACUUUUCCAUGAAUCGCCCACUAACGUCUGGCUUUUGAAUUACUUCAUGGACAUGUGUCCCUACUGCUGAAGACUCAGGUCAGGGUGCAAGCUGGCAGGCGGGUCGGUCAGUGAUAAAGAACGCCAGCCGUUCAUUUCAUGCCGUCAGAGUGAAAUGAGCAGUCGUCUUUAUUACAGUUAGGCGAGCGCCACAGACACAAGCUUUAUAGAUACUUCUUUAUUUGUUGAUGGCCAUCGGGACGUUAAGAGGAUUUCAACAUACACGAUGAAGUGUUUCAGAAACAACUUACCAACCCUACCUUUAACCCAGGAGCUGUUUAAGUGUCAUACAAAUAAUCUGAAUAGCUUUUCUGCCUUGAUGCAGAAAACUCAUCUUGUAUAAGCACAUUAAAUUUAGCGUUGCACACUGUGAAGGUCAGUGUAUUUCUAUGCAGGGGAUGGUUUAAGGGGGUUCUUUAGUAAUAAAAAGAUACUGUAUGUAUAUUAUUGCCACUGCUUUUCUUCGAGGAGCCAGAUAAUAAACUGUAUCUCAUGCUGAACUAUGCAACAAGAAAUAAGGCAUUAGUGUGCAAAUUAAAAGGGAUUUGGUAAAUUAGUUUCAUAACGUUUAAAUGAGCUGUCGAUUUGAGACAAAAGAGGAACAUAUUGGGAACCGCUGUUAUUCAUUUUCUUUUUGUGUCAGUAUACACUAGUGUACCAUUUAAGCAAUAACCUUAGUUUGUUGUGUUGCACCAUAUUCUCUUUGCUAUGAAGGAUGUGGUUGUCUGUCAUGGAGGGAGAUAUGCUGAAGAGAUGAUUGUGAAAACUGGGGAUGCACCAGUUGCCAUAAUUUCUACAUGCUGGUACUGUUCACUCUUGUAACCUAUUUAACCGGAUUUAAUAAUCACAUCAGGCCACAAGGCCAUUUAAACAGUGAUUAUGCUUUUUUUAUUGGCUUUUUUUGUGAUUGAAACACGUGUCCUCAGGGUUCCAGUUUAUGUAGCAUUGAAUAUUAUCACCCACUUAACCUUUGUCAUGUCAAUUAGAUUUGUCUUAGCAGAAAAAGCACAGAUUUGUGUACUAAAGGCUCCAGUAUCAACACCUUCAAGGUUCAGUGCUAAAGAUUAAGGUGACAGGGAUCUAUUGGCAGAAAUUGAACAUUAAUUAACCCUAGUGAUGUUUUUAUCAGUGUGUUUCAUCAAAAUUUUACGAUCGUUUCCUUAACCCUAGAAUGGGCCCUUUAUAUUUAAAUACUUUAUAUUUACAUCGGGAGCAGGUCGUCUGUAAGUCUGUUUUUUUUUAACAUUUUACAAACUACAAACUAAACACCUUUUGUUGCGUUCUUAUAACAACUGAAGGCCUUGAAGGGGAGGGUGAGGUGAGGGUUGUCCAGCUGCAACUUCACCACUAGAUGUCACUAUAUUCUACACACUGAACCUUCAGUGGAUUAUUGCUUAUUAGUUGAACAUUUGCUUUUUCUGCUGCGAUAUGUCAACACUCCACUGAAGAAAAGCACAUUGUGAAAACUCAGAUCAUUUUUAACAUUUCAGAUUUUACACACAACUUCCCUGUGUUUUUGUAUUGUUGCGUGCUGCAAAAGAAAAAGAACGGUUUUAUUUUGGGCAUUUUCAUAUGUGGUCGUGUGUUUGGAAGUGGGUUUUUAUGAAUCACAUUUUCAUUCUCACCUGGGUAAAAAGUAUCUAAACUCAAGCUCAGUAAUGUUUUUUUUCUCUAAUGCGAAAGCUGCUGAUAAAUGCUUCGUUCUCUACAGCCGACACCAAAAUAUUCAGCAAUCCACAUAUCCUGUAGUAACUUCUUAGACACUGGAGAAAAACAACUUGUUAAUUUGUCAUGUAAUAAAUGAUGCAAUGAAUGACAGAAACA